This is a messenger RNA of Gadus chalcogrammus (walleye pollock), 4821 nucleotides long. RefSeq names its product trafficking protein, kinesin binding 2 (gene trak2). The record is from RefSeq and is a predicted model, not a curated record. Lineage: Eukaryota; Metazoa; Chordata; Actinopteri; Gadiformes; Gadidae. Gene Ontology annotation, biological process: neurogenesis; anterograde axonal transport of mitochondrion. Gene Ontology annotation, cellular component: dendrite. Gene Ontology annotation, molecular function: GABA receptor binding.
UACGGUCCCGCCUCGGUCCUCUAUUGUUUAAGGCUUGAGCUACGGGAUGGGCAGGAGCCACAUGCACCGUUAACAUUGGGUGUUUAUUCAGAAAGGGUGGAGAAUCCCAGCCCCCGUUGGCCAUCAGCAGAAUGUGAUGUCACUGACGACGCCACGGCCAUUUCCUGUCCAGCCGUGCACGUGGCUGUGUGUGCGUGUGCACGUGUGAGGGCUGACCCGCCCUCUCUGCGUACGGGACAUGUUUGAGGUCAAACCCCAUCGAGUGGAGAAGAAGGAGUCCAGCACGGAGACAGAUGAGGGCCUGGGCAGCAGUGGGAAGCGGUUCGGCUCGGGCUCCCUGGGCUCGGGUUCGCUGUACCUGUCGGACAGCCAGGACUGGGCCCUCUCCCCGGGCUGCUCCCCUGACGAGGCCCCCGGCCCGCACAGCGCCGUCUCCCCCAGCCUGGCCGACGAGACCUUCCGCUACAUGACGUACCUGGCUUUGGACCCCUCCUCCUAUCCCCUCCCCAACUCUGGAAACAUCUCCAAAGUUCUCAGUGCCGAUCGCGUUGAGCAGAUGACCCGAACCUACAAUGACAUCGAGGUGGUCACGCAUCUGCUCUCCGAGCGCGACAGGGACCUGGAGCUGGCGGCUCGGAUCGGUCAGUCGCUGCUGCAGCGGAACAACCUGCUGCAGGAGCGCAACGAGGCGGUGGAGGAGCAGCUCAACCAGGCCAUCGACCAGGUGCACCAGCUGCAGCACGAGCUGGCCAAGAAGGACGAGCUGCUGCGCAUGGUGGCCAGCGCCUCCGAGGAGAGCGAGAGCGACUCCAGCUGCUCCACGCCCCACCCGCUGCUGCAGCGGGCCCCGGGGGGCGGAGCCUCGACCGCCGCCGCCGCCGCCACCGCCCUGGGCCAGCUGGAGGCGCUGCAGGGCAAGCUGGAGGAGCUGGAGGAGGAGAACCAGGCGCUGCGGUCGGAGGCGAGCCACUUGAAGACGGAGACGUUCUGCUAUGAGGAGAAGGAGCAGAGGCUGGUCAACGACUGUGUGAAGGAGCUCCGUGAGUCCAGCAGCCAGGUGCUGUCCCUGGCUGACGAGCUGUCCCAGAAGGGGGAGGAGGUGCUGCGGCACCAGGAGGAGAUCGCCCAGCUGCUCUCCCAGAUCGUAGAGCUGCAGCACCGCGUCAAGGAGCUGGCCCUGGAGAAGGAGGAGCUGAGGAUCCACCUGCAGGCUUCAAAGGAGGCCCAGAGGCAGCUGACCGCAGAGCUGAACGAGCUGACGGAGCGCAACGCAGAGUGCUUGGGGAUGCUCCACGAGUCCCAGGAGGAGGUCAAGGACCUGCGCAGCAAGAGCAACACCACGGGCGGCCUCCGCAGACACCUGUCCUACGGCCUCUACCCCAUGGACUCCCUGGCGGCGGAGAUAGAGGGCACCAUGAGGAAGGAGCUGAGUGUGGACGAGGAGACGAUUUUCCAGGACCAGAGGUCAGCCGCGCUAACGCUACCGACUCCCACCGAGGGCGGGUGUUCCACGACGGUUCCGCUCCUCAACACGCUAACGUCAGCGGGCUGCAUCCCCUCCUCCAACCAUCCACAGGGGUCAGGGCUCAGCCCCCUGGUGAUGACUGCUCAGCCCUUCCUGUCGGCCCAGGGGGACGAUCACCGGCCGGCGCCGGUGCCACGCCCGCCGGGCGGCGACCACCUCAGCGACGCCAUCCGCCGGCUCUCCCUCCGGCGCCACAACUUCCUGUGCGAGCGCAAGUUCUUCCAGGCGGAGCGCCAGCGGAAGACGGAGGCCCUGGGGGGGGGGGCGGGGCUGGAGGAGGGCGAGGGCGGGGCCAGCGGCCGCUGCUCGCCGGCGGGCAGCGGCCGCUCGUCCUGCUCCAACCUGUCGGAGCUGUCGGCGGCGUCGGGCGGGUUCAAGAGCUUCCUGCCCGAGAGGCUGCAGAUCGUCAAGCCCAUGGAGGGCUCCCUGACGCUCCACCACUGGCAGCAGCUGGCCCAGCCCCACCUGGCCACGCUGCUGGACCCCCGGCCGGGGGUGGUGACCAAGGGCUUCCGCCCGCUGUCCCACGACCGGGACCCCCCCGCCGCCGACCCCCCCCCACCCUUCUACCGGCUGGACGACCCGGAGGAGGAGGACGAGGAGGAGGGGGGCCGCGCCCACGCCGGGGGGGCCGAGAAGGGCUCCACGGAGCGGGGCAAGCCCGUCGAGAAGGACGAGGAGGAGGAGGAGGAGGAAGGGGGCAUCGUGUUCGAGGUGCGUGUCUCGUCCACGCCCGAGGACCGGCGGGAGCGGCCCAGGCUGCCGGGGUCGCCGUUGCCCUCGGCGACGGACCUGCGCCCGCCGCUGUUCAGGCCCCUGGCGGCCGUGGGCGCCGUGUCCUACGCCUCCGCGCUGCGAGCUGAGCUCACCCCCGGCUCCGCCCCCUGCUCCACCCCCUUCUCCCCCUGUGCGCUGCAGCCCGUUGCCGCGGGAACCGCCCCACCGAGCGAAGCGGCGCCCAGUCCCGUCCGGUCGGAGGGCGCGGCGGUCGCCUCCGCGGGCGCGCCGGCUGUCUUGUCGUCAGCGCAACACCCGGGCAAGUGCCAGAGCUCCACCCGCUCCACCUACACCGUCACCACCUGCCGCAUCCUCCACCCCAACGACAUCACCCAGGUCACCUCCAGCUCCCAGCCCGUGUGGUCGGUGGCGCCCCCCGACCCGCCCAGCUCCCUGCGGACGGGCCCCAGCACCCCGGUGACGCCCUGCCGCCUCAACCUGGGGGGCUCCUCCUGCUUCCCCCCCCGCCGCCCGUCCGCCCCCCCCCCUGCCGCCGCCACCACCGGCGCCGGCCUCGCCAAGCUGGUCCUGGAGCGCGGCAUCUCGGCCUCGCACGGCCCGCCCCCUCCCUCCGCCGCCCCGCCCCCCUCCUCCCCCAGGGCCCGGCCGGCGGCCCCCCCGCCCCCCGGCGGCCCCCCCGCUGGCGCCGCCGGCGACCAGCGGCCCGCGCUCGCCCUGGACAACUUCCUGGCGUCGCGGCCCGCCGAGCUCUUCCUGCAGGACGUGUACGGGCUGAACCUGGGCCGGGCGCCCCCCCACCCCGACCUGCCCAGCCCCCGCCCCGACGCGCCGCCCCCCAAGGGCAGCGGGGGGGGCGGGGGGCCGCCCGACCCCGUCAGCGUGGGGCUGGUGGAGCGGCUGUGUCGCCUGGGGUUCGGCCGGGUGCUCCAGGGCCCCGCGGACCCCCCCCCCCCCUCCACCUUCGUGGUGGCGGCGGGGGGGGGCAGCCUGCUGGCCGGCCUGCGGCGCAACCAGAGCCUCCCCGUCAUGAUGGGGGCGCCGGCGCCGGCCCGGCCCCGGCCCCCGGCCCCCCCCACCUCGCUGGCUCUGCCCCCCCCGCCCUGGGGGGACCCCAAGGGGCAGCAGAGGAGGGGGAGGCUGUCCUCCUUCACCCAGCCCCCGUCCUCCGGGGCCGGGAGGCACUGAGCGAGGGGGGGGGGGGUACGUGUGGCUGCCGUGCACCUCCUCCCUUCUGAUCUGCCCCCUCCCCAUCCCCAUGGCAACCCUCCCACCCUCGUCCUCGUCCUCGUCGUCGUCCCCCCGCUCGGGACUGAAACGGUUUCCACGGAAACUAUUUGGUUCCCUCGUCUUUUCUUAAAUGAUGAUUAUUGACGUGAUUCUUUUAAAAGCACAAUGGACGGCGCAUGGUUGAGCUGUGACUUUGUAUGCGUUGGGAUGCCUGCCAAUGCCUUAAUCCGCCUGUAUUGGGGUGGGGUGGGGGGGGGGUGCUCUGAGGUCAGGCUCAGGUUUGGGUUCUGAGGAAAAUGCAAAAUGGAGAAUAAUUCCUGUAAAAUGCGUACCAUUUUGACCCCGUUGCAUCUGCAAGGCUCUGGGUGUGGGCGUACAAGAGGUGGAGGUUUGAGGAAGUGAAGGAAGGGUGCCUGAAAGUGAUGAAGGAGGUGAGGGUUUUUGGGGGAAAAUGAAGAAGUUUGGUCUCGGUAAGUGUCGUGGGGUUUUCAGUAAUGUUUGAACCCAGCAGGAGAGGAGGGGGAUAGGUUGAGGGGGAGAGGGAAGGGUCGUCCAGGGCCUUGUGUCUAGGGUCUCUUCCAGGGCUCGUCCCUGGGCCGUACAUCUCAAGAAACUAGGGUCAGGGUCGGGGCUAAUGCUGCUUCUUUGUUGCUUGCGCGCUCAAACGAGGACUACAUAUCCCUAUGUCACCGGCGUCUUUUAUAUCAAACCUUUUAUUUAAAAUAGAAACAUUGUCUUUUAAGGAUGGGACAAUUUUUUUUGUUUAAUUCUGACAAACUAUGUUUUUACGACGCAGCUCUGUAACAGACCUCCCUGUAGGUUCUUUCGUCAACUGACGUUUAUAUCCACCGUCGCAAGGAGCUCGGUGGGAAUGUGUCGUCUGGUCAGCCAUAACCUGGUGCCACAGGUGGGUAUUACGGUUAGAACCUUGAAUAAAUAGCUGUUUACUUAUUUGACCGGGUUUUUUAACUAGUUGACCGUGGCAACGCUAGUGCCCGUUCGCGUCCACUGUGUUUUGUCCUUUUGUUCCUCCCAUUUGCAUAUUUGACCAGCAUGCACUGCUGCACUGAUCCACUAGGGCGAAAUGGCCGAAGUCAAAAUAUUUUAUACUUUUUGCGGCUGUUAUUUUUUUGUUUGUUUUAUGCCUGAUGCUUCUUAAAGAGAAGCAACAGACAGUUUUGCCACGGGUUCGAUUUUAUUUUAAGCCAUGGUUGUACGAUUAUCGGAAUGCACUUAUUACUUUCGUUAGUUUAAGAAUGUUUUCGUUUUUUUCAAACGAGCUGCACGGGUUUGGUUAAAAAACGCUCACCAAUGAGAAUUGGGGUCGUAGU